AUGGAGGACCCUGAGAAGAAGCUGAACCAGAAGAGCGACGACAAACCCCGGAAAGUACGAUUUAAAAUCUCCUCCUCCUACAGUGGUCGAGUGUUGAAGCAGGUCUUUGAGGAUGGGCAGGAAUUAGAGUCGCCAAAGGAGGAAUAUCCUCACAGUUUUCUCCAGGAGUCCCUUGAACCCAUGGAUGGUGUGUACGGAUCUGGGGAAGCCCCCAAGCCCCAGGUAUACUCCCCUAAGCUGACUGCUCAGAGGAUCAGUGUGUUUAGAGAGGGCAGUGCCUACACUUUGGCGAGCAGCCAGCCUCUGUUCAACCAUUACAAGGCGAAUGACCAUAAGCCCCCACCUAUUAUCGAUUUUGGAAAGAUAAUCAUCUACACAAACAACCUGAAAAUCAUCCGAACCCCAAUGGACAGGAGAGACUUCAUGAGAAAGAUGCUGCAGAAGGAGGAGGAGGCUAAAGAGGAGUCCCUGAUGGGGAAAGAGGAGAGCUACGGAGACAGGGAGCAGAACCAUGGGCCCGUGCCGGAGAUGGAGAACACAUGCCGUAACCAAUAUGCACAGGAAGGGGAGCUGCCUGAGGACAACUGUCUUCACUGCCAAGGGUCGGGCAGUGCCACCUGCUCUCUGUGCCACGGCAGCAAGUUCUCAAUGCUGGCCAACAGAUUCAAGGAGUCCUACCGGGCGCUGAGGUGCCCCGCCUGCAAUGAAAAUGGCCUACAGCCUUGCCAGAUUUGCAAUCAAUAGCCUGUGGCUUUCGCACAUCUGCUUUCAUCACACCCUCCCUCAGAUUAUUUCUAAUAAACUACUCCCUCUUUCUCCUGCCUUUCUCAGCAAGGAAGCCACAGCAGUCCCCAAUCACCUCCACCACUGGCUAAACUCAAUUUAUUCUAUGACAUUUUGUGAAGCUGCAACAUCUCCGUGUGGUUCUAAGUGGCAGGAGCAUUUUCAAAUUAGAGUCUGCUUUGAAACUGGUUUUAAAAUUAUCCUUCCAGGAAUAUGUGCAGGAAUCUCACUUGACUUAGCUCACCAGUGAACAAAUCAAUGUACACCCCACGCAGCAGGUUGAAGUCAUUUUCUGGUUAGGAGUUGUUUUGCAAAAUUAUGCAGUGAGAAAAAUAAAAAUACAGGUUUUAGAUGAACAUGAUGCCUGAUGCUCCUUAUGCAUUUAAUUGUCAUUGGUCAAUUUGGAUUGCUAACGAAGCAGAGGAAAGGGAUAGGCCUGGUGGAAUGCACUGGCAGACCACCGGGAGCAGAGCAAGAUGCUUACUGUGGAGAUGGGCAAGCCCAGGCCGCCUUUGUGAAGCCCUGAGGCUCUGCAGUGUCAUGUGCUUGCUGACAGUCACAGAGGCAGCGAGCAGUACUCCUCCUUAGAUUAAG
Messenger RNA from Ochotona princeps (American pika), 1377 nucleotides. RefSeq names its product glutaredoxin and cysteine rich domain containing 2 (gene GRXCR2). The record is from RefSeq and is a predicted model, not a curated record. Bases 1 to 744 code for a protein of 247 amino acids. Gene Ontology annotation, biological process: sensory perception of sound. The transcript has 3 exons. NCBI's taxonomy places the organism in Eukaryota, Metazoa, Chordata, Mammalia, Lagomorpha, Ochotonidae. Gene Ontology annotation, cellular component: stereocilium base; stereocilium shaft; microvillus.